AUGGGACCUCAAACUUCCCUUCUCGUUCUCAAUAUAAUCCUCUUGUCUUUCUACUCCAUCGUAGCAAAGCCAAACCAUAAUCUGAUCCAACAAACCUGCAAGAACAUCUCAGAAACUGAUUCCAAUGUAAGCUACAAAUUCUGCAUAAAUUCUCUCCAAUCAGAUCCUCGAAGCCACGGCGCCAAAAGCCUCGAAAAACUCGGCCUCGCAUCGAUCAAGCUAGUGAGGCACAACGUGACAGAUACUAGAGCUCAAAUCAAAGAGAUUCUCAAGAAGAACAAGAACAAGUUGGAUCCAUUUGCCAAAGAGUGCUUAGAUGAUUGUCUUCAAGUUUAUUCUGAUGCCAUCGCAACUAUUAAAGAAGCCCUUAAAGAUUACAAGGCUAAGCGUUAUGCUGAUUCUAAUGUGAAGCUAAGUUCUGUUAUUGAUGCCUCUACGACGUGCGAAGAUGGAUUCAAUCAAAGAAACGGUGUCGUUUCGCCGUUAACGAAACGAAACAAGGACACUUUUCUUCUUUCUGCUAUAUCGCUUUCGAUUAUUAACAUGCUCAAUAAGGACAAUUUGAAGGACGCUGAACUCUGAUUUUUCUCUCUUUAA
This is a messenger RNA of Arachis stenosperma, 597 nucleotides long. Its product is annotated as putative invertase inhibitor. Gene Ontology annotation, molecular function: enzyme inhibitor activity. Lineage: Eukaryota; Viridiplantae; Streptophyta; Magnoliopsida; Fabales; Fabaceae. Bases 1 to 582 code for a protein of 193 amino acids. The record is from RefSeq and is a predicted model, not a curated record. The transcript has a single exon.